Messenger RNA from Paramormyrops kingsleyae, 2667 nucleotides. Its product is annotated as B2 bradykinin receptor. The record is from RefSeq and is a predicted model, not a curated record. Gene Ontology annotation, molecular function: C-C chemokine receptor activity; C-C chemokine binding; bradykinin receptor activity. Gene Ontology annotation, cellular component: membrane; external side of plasma membrane. Gene Ontology annotation, biological process: positive regulation of cytosolic calcium ion concentration; calcium-mediated signaling; vasoconstriction. Lineage: Eukaryota; Metazoa; Chordata; Actinopteri; Osteoglossiformes; Mormyridae.
UAAACUCAGUCCUCCUACCCGACACAAGCCUCAGUGGACAACAGCUGGUCAGCGUUUCACGUCUGAGGCUGUGCAAACGGCACAUCUGGAUUAAGAACUUGUGGAACGUGUGGAACGAGUCUGGCUCCCAAUGGAUUUAAAGAACUCCAGCCACACCAGCCCACUCUGGGCUCCUACCAGCAACGUGACAGACUUUGACGAGUGCAACCUGACGGCAUCCUGGGACUGGUUAAUCAUGAUCCAGCCCUCUUAUAUGACAGUGAUCUGCAUCCUGGGUCUUCUGGGAAACUCCUUUGUGCUGUGCGUCUUCUGUCUGCGGAACAAGCACAACACUGUGGCUGACGUCUACCUCAGCAACUUGGCGGCGGCGGAUCUGGUGCUGGCGGCGUGCCUGCCCUUCUGGGCCGUGACCGUAGCCCAGGAGUUCGAAUGGCUGUUUGGUGAGCCGCUUUGCAAGCUGGUCAACAUGUUCAUCGCCAUGAACUAUUUCUGCAGCGUCCUCUUCCUGGCCGUGGUUAGCAUAGACCGCUACCUGGCGCUAGUGAAGCCAUUGUCAUUCGGCAGAAAGAGAGAUACUGCUUUGGCCAGAAGGAUCUGCCUGGGCAUUUGGGUGGUGGGCUUUCUCCUCAGCCUUCCGGUUCUGCUGUUCCGCUCGGUGAAGGAGGUUCCUGCCCUUGGGGUGAACGCAUGCCAGCUGGUCUACCCCCAUCAGGGCUGGAGGGUCCAGUGGAACGUGACGACCAAUAUCGUGGGCUUCCUGGUGCCCAUGCCAGUGCUGUCGUUCUGCGGCUACCGCAUCGUAGCUGUAUUCAGGGAGAACCAUCCAAGGGGUUUCCCCAGGGAAAGGACUGAAAGGAAAGCCAUCGUUUUCUUGACCAAUGUCUUCUGCUUGCUCCCACACCAGAUAGUGACCUUCCUUGACACUCUAGAUUAUUACGAAGUAAUCACCGGCUGUCCCUGGUGGCACGGUUUGGACAUCAGCUCCCAGAUAGCCACCUACAUGGCUUUCAGCAACAGUUCGCUGAAUCCCUUUCUGUACGUCAUUGUGGGAAGUCAUUUCAGGAAGCGGGUCAGACUAAUGGUCAAGCAAGCCCUGAAGCGUGGGGUGAAGGACAAGGCUUCCCUGACUGCUAAUUUCACCUCCACCACUAAAUAUAUUCAAGCCAGUAGAAUAUCUUUGCCGCAAUGCAAUGUAAACUAGGCCUUGAACGAUACAUCAGUUAGCCGAUAAAAUCAGGCGAUAUUAAGGUUUCUUGAAUUUACAGACAUCAGUGUAAAACCUGUGUCUAAGGCACUAGUGAUGUCUCUUUAAACAUGUGUAUGACUGAAAGAUUGACUGAUUGAUAGAUUUAAUGAUUGAUUGAUUAUUACAUUUAUAUUGUGCUUUUCAAGACACCCAAAGUGCUUUUACCAAACCAAAAGGGAUCCACUUUGACCACCACCACUGUGUAGCCCCCACCUGGAUGAUGCAAUGGCAGCCAUCCUGGUACAGUACACUAACCACACAAUGGUUAUAGUGGUGAAGGGGCAGGAGAGAAUUCACCAGUUAGAUACAGGGGGUGAUUAGGAGGCCAAAUUUGAAAGGGCCACAGUGGGAAAUAUUAGCCAGUGCAUCGGGUUACCACUCCUCCUCUUUCGAAAGAUGCCCAGGGAUCUUUUAUGACCUUAGGGACCUCAGUUUUGCGUUUAAUCUGAAGGACGGCACCAUGUUUACAGCACAGGGGCAGCACUGGGGCAUUGGAAUCCACACCAACGCUUCUUCCACCAUGAUAGAACAUGUCAGUCGCUGGAGAAAAUGCAAAGAAGCUAUGGCAGACUGUGGGGCUGGGAUUAUUACUAAAUCUUAUAGUACAGACUAAGGUUGACGCAUGACAGAAUGUGUGUGGUCACAUAAUGCAACAUCCAAGAGUUAACACAAUUAAUGAACAGUGAAAUCCAAAUAUACGCCAUGUAAGCGACCAAAAUCCAGAAAGGGCUGGGUAAACUCAACGUCUGCUAUCAUACCUGAAGUCACACAAUUUAAAAUAGCUGUUAGUCAUGUAAUGUAAAUAUUGUUCAAUACCACACAAAAAAAGUAUUUUGUGUGAGUGUGUUAAUUCAGUUUAUUUAUAUUGUGCUUUUGUUAAAUAAACAGUGUAUUUUGCUUAUGCUCAUUUCAACAUUUGUGAGAGUUUAUGGUAUUGUCAUUCCAAAAUAUGCAGGCAUACAAUUAAACAAAAUAGUGUCUGAGGUGGCUUUUAAUAUAACAUUUAUAUUCUUUUGAGGAUUUGUGAAUAUCUAUAGUUUAAUUGAUAAUCUUUUCACAUUUUUUAGCUAUGUGUGAUCGUAUAUAAUGAUUUGUAGCAUUCUUGAAAUAUUAGUGCUAUACAUUAUUCUGUAAUGUUCCUCUGCAGCACUGUAAUGAAAUAAGGUUUUAAAAAUCAGUUUAAGGAUGAUAUUUGCAGUGUUUCUGUCUCCAAAUAGCAAUUUUCCUGCAGAGUCAACGUAUUGUCCUGUUAAUGCUUUACUGUUCCUGUUGUGUUAUUUUAAAGUUUCAUUUGGAAUACAAAUUUUAACUGUGUUUGUAUGUAGAGUUUGAAUGUGAAAUGUUAAUAUUUUAAGGAAAUUAAUUACAUGCAAAUAUUAAUGUGACUAUUUAUUGUUGGAAUAGUUUCAGUGCGGAAACAA